Molecule: messenger RNA, 1943 nt
Organism: Phacochoerus africanus (Common warthog)
Lineage: Eukaryota; Metazoa; Chordata; Mammalia; Artiodactyla; Suidae
Gene: ATXN10
Product: ataxin 10
Exons: 12
Coding region: 224-1651 (475 amino acids)
Biological process (GO): neuron projection development
Cellular component (GO): cytosol
Source: RefSeq, a predicted model, not a curated record
UCCGCCCGCGCCCCCUCCCCUCGUCGCGCCGUCGCGUCCUCGUCGGCCGUGGCCAGCCCUGCGCGUGCCCUCGCGCUCUCUCGCUCGGCCUCGGGCUGCAGCGGCGCGGCGGCGGCGUCCGGCUCCCGCGGGGCGCGCUCCUCCCCCGCGGCCGCGUCUCCUGCCCCUGCUCCUCCUCCUCCUCCUCGUCGUCGGCCGCUCGGCCCGAGCUGCGCGCGGCAAGAUGGCGGCGCCCAGGCCGCCGCCCGCCAGGCUGUCCGGCGUCAUGGUGCCCGCGCCCAUCCAGGACCUGGAGGCUCUCCGCGCGCUGACGGCGCUCUUCAAAGAGCAGCGGAAUCGAGAAACGGCACCCAGGACUAUCUUCCAGAGAGUGCUGGACAUCCUGAAGAAGGCUUCCCGCGCCGUCGAGCUGGCCUGCAGGGAGCCAGCGCAGGUGGACCACCUGGCCGCCAGCCUGCAGCUGAUCACGGAGUGCUUCCGGUGCCUCCGCAACGCCUGCAUAGAGUGCUCCGUGAACCAGAACUCCAUCAGGAACUUGGAUACAAUCGGUGUUGCUGUCGAUCUGAUUCUUCUUUUUCGAGAGCUGCGAGUGGAGCAGGAAUCCCUGCUGACAGCUUUCCGCUGCGGCCUGCAGUUCUUGGGCAACAUCGCCUCGCGGAACGAAGCCUCUCAGCGCGUGGUGUGGAUGCACGCCUUCCCCGAGCUCUUUCUGUCUUGCUUGAAUCAUCCAGACAAAAAAAUCGUUGCCUACUCGUCCAUGAUUUUGUUCACAUCCCUCAGUUCUGAGAGGAUGAAGGAACUGGAGGAAAACCUCAACAUUGCCAUCGACGUGGUGGAAGCUCACCGGAAGCAGCCGGAGUCAGAGUGGCCGUUCUUGAUUAUUACAGACCACUUUCUGAAAAGCCCGGAAUUGGUUAAAGCCAUGUAUGCCAAAAUGAGCAAUCAAGAAAGGGUUGCCCUCUUGGACCUCACGAUAGCCAAGAUAGCGGGAGAGGAGCCCCUGACCAAGGACGACGUCCCUGUGUUCCUGAGCCAUGCCGAGUUGGUGGCAGGCGCUUUUGUGGAUCAGUGCAGGGCUGUGCUAAACCUGACGGCCGAGCAGCCUACCGACGACGAGGAGGCACUGGCUACAAUUAGGCUUCUUGAUGUCCUCUGUGAAAUGACUGCUAAUACCGACCUGCUCGGCUAUCUACAGGUUUUUCCUGGCUUGCUGGAAAGAGUGAUUGAUCUUUUGCGACUGAUUCACGCAGCUGGCAGUGAUAGCACGAGCAUCUUCAGCCCCUGUGCUUCCGUAAAAGCAGAGGGCGACAUCACUAACGUGGCUGAAGGCUUUAAGUCUCAUCUCAUUCGUCUGAUCGGAAACCUGUGUUACAAGAAUAAAGAGAACCAAGACAAGGUCAACGAGCUGGACGGCAUCCCCCUGAUCCUGGACAGCUGCGGCAUCGACGACAGUAACCCCUUUCUAACCCAGUGGGUGGUGUACGCCAUCCGAAACCUCACCGAGGACAACAGCCGGAACCAGGAUUUGAUCGCGAAGAUGGAGGAGCAGGGCCUGGCGGACCCGUCCCUCCUUAAAAAAAUGGGGUUUGAAGUUGAGAAGAGGGGGGACAAGCUGAUCCUGAAGUCUGCUAGUGACACACCUCAGCUGUGAGUGAACUCUCAUCCCCGAGUCUGAACUUCUGGCAUCUGUCUCAUGGAUUUUCCCAUCACCUGCCGUAUGUGGAGUUGCAAGUGUUUGAAGAUUUCUCCAGUACCAGUUCAAGAAUCUGUGAAUCUUUUAGAUAUUAGAGUUCAGUGUGGAUAAGCUUAAAAGCGACAUGAGCAUUCUGUUGUUUCUUUGCUUUAAAAUCCCUUCCGUUCUGCCUUUGCCCUGUAGACACCCUGUGCAUUUAAGUGAAAAAUUGUACCUACUGUGGCUGCAGAUAAUAAAUUCCUCUUGUUGA